AUGCGAUCUUUGACAUUCCUUGCCAUCUUCACCGCGGUUCCACUAAGCCUAGGGGCCAGCAAGCCACAAAUGGGUUGGAACUCGUGGAACACAUUCAAGCAGAAUAUCAACCAGACCCUCAUAGAGGACACGGCAGCGGCAAUGGUGGAAAAGGGCCUAGCCAAGGCGGGGUACAGCUACGUCGUCAUGGAUGAGGGCUGGCAGGCUCUCGAAAGAGAUGCCGAGAGUCGGCAGCAGCAUAAUGCCACCCGCUUCCCGUCUGGUAUCUCGGCACUCGCGGAGCAUGUACAUACCCUAGGUCUCAAGAUUGGUCUUUACAGUGACUCGGGAAUCUUUGGCUGCGGCUUUACCCCUGGCUCCUGGGGCUACGAAGAGCUCGACGCCCAAACCUACGCCGUCUGGGGCAUCGACUACCUAAAGUAUGACAACUGCGGCGGCUUCCACGCGGGCACGCACACCCAGCAGGAACGCUUCCAGACAAUGUCGUCCGCCCUCCUGGCCACUGGCCGCGAUAUUCUCUACAGCCUGUGCCAGUGGGGCCACCAGUUUCCCUGGUACUGGGCGGACCAGGUCGGCGCCGCCUCGUACCGUAUGUCUGGCGACAUUCACGCGCUGUUCGCCGAGGACAAAGCCAACAUCUGCAAGACGGCGUACUGCCUCAACACUGGGUACGCCGGGGUGAGCGUGCUGACGAUGAUACGGAAGAUGAGAGAGGUCUCGCCGUUUCAGGCAAAGGAUAGGGGUAGUUGGGCGGACAUGGACAUGUUGGAGGUCGGGGUCGGGUAUAACCUCAGUGGAAAGAUGGUUUACAUGUCCGAGGUGGAGGAGCAGACGCACUUUUCGUUUUGGGCGGCGCUAAAGUCGCCUCUCAUCAUCGGUGCUGACAUCACGAAGAUCCGGGAGUCGUCGUUGAAAGUCCUACUCAAUGAAGACAUCAUCGCGAUCUCGCAGGAUGAGAGGGGCGAAGCUGUGAGUUAUUUGCCCGGGUUAUCGAAGGAGGACGAGGUGCAGGUAUGGGGAGGCUCUAUCGAGACGGGGCCGUACCGGCACGUUGUCCUCGCCUUGAACUAUGGGAAGAACACGACGAGUAUCGAGGUGCCGUGGAAGGAGGUUGAGGGGUUGGAGGAGUGUCCCGGUGGAGGGUUAAAAGUGAAGGAUGUGUGGGCUGAUGAGGACUUGGGGAUCGUCAAGGAGAAGAUCACUUUGGGAGGGGUGACGGUCGGGCAGACUAAGGUUCUCCUGCUGUCUUGCUAG
This is a messenger RNA of Colletotrichum acutatum, 1254 nucleotides long. Its product is annotated as glycoside hydrolase superfamily. The transcript has 3 exons. NCBI's taxonomy places the organism in Eukaryota, Fungi, Ascomycota, Sordariomycetes, Glomerellales, Glomerellaceae. The record is from RefSeq and is a predicted model, not a curated record. The coding region runs from base 1 to 1254 and encodes 417 amino acids. Gene Ontology annotation, cellular component: cytoplasm. Gene Ontology annotation, molecular function: alpha-galactosidase activity. Gene Ontology annotation, biological process: oligosaccharide metabolic process; glycoside catabolic process.